This is a messenger RNA of Kalmanozyma brasiliensis GHG001, 1824 nucleotides long. RefSeq names its product Leucine rich repeat 4. The record is from RefSeq and is a predicted model, not a curated record. Gene Ontology annotation, molecular function: protein binding. Lineage: Eukaryota; Fungi; Basidiomycota; Ustilaginomycetes; Ustilaginales. The transcript has a single exon. Bases 1 to 1824 code for a protein of 607 amino acids.
AUGAGCCUUUCGGUGGGACAGCGCGUUUCUCUGGGCCCACACAGAGGUACGAUUCGGUACCGUGGUCCUGUGCCACCUUCGACUGGCGAAUGGCUGGGCAUCGAAUGGGACGAUCCGACCCGCGGCAAGCACUCGGGAACAUCCGCUGGUGGCACCCGCUACUUCGACGUGCGCGUCCCCGGCAGCGGCUCCUUCGUCCGAGCUACGAGCAGCAAGCUCUCCAGCGGAUGUGGCUUCCUUUCGGCGCUACGAAACAAGUACCUCCCUGCUCCAGCGACAGAGACAGAGCAAAGAAGUGGGACAGAGGAGACGCAGUAUUCAAGGAAGAACAUCGCCGAGAUCGAGAUCGAGACGCCCAACCUCGAGCGGGUGGUGCAGAAGGCGGCGCGGCUGGACCGGCUGAAGGAGGUCGGACUGGGCGGCUGGCAGCAGAGCGUCGCACUCGAGGAAGGAGGGGAGGACGCGCGAUAUGACGUGGCCAGAGCGUACGAUGAGGCGGAAAGGUUGGGGUCAGGGUCGAUACGAGAGACAUGCCCGAACAUUCGAUGGCUCGACCUGUCGAGCUCAUUGUUGCCAAACUGGGAGGAGGUAUCGUUGAUAGCAGGGGAAUUGGAGCAGCUCAAGACGUUGCUGUUGCGCUUCAACCGGCUGCAGUCGCCGCCAGUGGAGGUGCCGGCGAGCUGGAGGGAGAGGCUGGGACGGAUCGAGGAUCUCCGGUUGGACGGCACGCUUGUGCAGUGGAAGGAAGUGGUGCGACUCUCACCGGCGUUGAUCGGUCUCAAGGCUUUGCAUCUCGGUGGCAACGACAUCGGCACCUUGACCGCAACGAGCUCCGACAAAGCAGACGAGAAGACGUUCCCAUCACUGACGCUGCUCAGCUUGGAGGACAACGCGAUGGCAUCCUGGCCUGACCUCGUUGCUGCUCUGUCCCGCUUGCCCUCGCUCGAGACGCUCAUCUUGGAUCGCAACCGCAUUACCGCCACCCCGUCCGCACCAUCUUCAGCUUGCAAACUCCCCGGACUCAAAGAGCUCUAUCUGCGCGGCAAUCAGCUCGACUCGUGGUCAUCUUUGGAGAACAUCACUACAUGGCUCGGCUCAGCGUCCGGUCUAAAAGCGCUCCACAUCUCGGCUCUUCAAGACGACCAGGAGACCGCAAACGCAGCCGUCCCUGUCACUGCGAACGGCGACCUGCUCUCGAAGUACGAAUACCGCGACUUCCGCGCGAUCGCCAUCGCCCGUCUUCCGACGCUCAAGGAGCUGGACAAGACCUCGAUCACGCCCAAGGAGCGUAGAGAUGCGGAACUCUUUGUCUACACCCGCAUUCGCGAUGGCGACGCGUACAUUCUCGACGGUGGGCUUUCGCGGCUUGGAACGAGGGAGAAGUUGGACCUGUCUCCGGCCGAGAAGGCCGAGAGGUUUCCUCGGUUCCUCGAGCUCGCCAAGGCGUUCGAUGAUGAAGUGCCCGUUGCAACGGCAUCGCAGGUGGGAAAGGGGAAGUCGACGCUCCGGUCGAAAAUGCUGAGCGUGACCGUGGUGGCGUGCGAAACUGCACCGAGCGUCGGCAGACCUCAUCUGGCGGGUGUGUUGGUGGAGAAGACGGUGCAGGUGUUGGCAAGCACCCCGUUGCGGCUGUGCAAGAUCAAGCUGGCGAGUGCGGUGGGCGUAAAGGUGGGUCAGGUGGCGGGCGUGUGGGCGCUGAUGAAGCAGGGUGAUGGUGGGGAGGAGGAGGAGAGGAUCGUGCUCGAGAUGGACGAUCUGUCGAGAAAUUUGGAUUGGUAUGAAGUGGCGUCGGGUGACACGGUAGUGCUCGUUGUCGAGACUUGA